UCACUUCCUGCUUGCCAAACCCACCGCCCCACACUUCUCCUGGAGGAGCAGCAUUUGGUUUGGUCGCGCCUCAAAUUAGGACAGACAGAACUCGGCAUACGGCAAAAGGGAUUCCUUCUGACCCUUUGGAGGCUUCCUGAGAGCACAGAUGAAUGAACAAGACUCAGCUGACCCUGAAGCAGGAAGGGGCAAUGCCAUCGAAACGGGGAACAGUGGUGGAUUCUGGGAAAACUCUGUGCAGAAGAUCCUAGGCGAGGAGGACACCCCCAGCUCAAAUGUCCAGAGCCAGCAGUUCAGGCAGUUCUGCUACCAGGAGGCUGAGGGACCCCGAGAGGUUUGCAGCCGACUCUACCACCUUUACCGCCAGUGGCUGAAGCCAGAAAGGCAUACGAAAGCUCAGAUGCUGGACCUGGUGAUCUUGGAGCAGUUCUUGGCUAUCCUUCCACCAGAGAUGGAGAGCUGGGUGAGGGAAUGUGGAGCGGAGACCAGUUCCCAGGCGGUGGCUCUGGCCGAAGGUUUCCUCCUGAGUCAGGCUGAGCAGCAGAAAAAGGAUUUAUUUGCAGAAAUGGGCACUGGCUACUCGGAGGUGAAGAAAACUCAGUUGGAAACCAGAGAAAGGCCACUUGGUGACAGAAUGAUGCCAGCAAGACCCCCUCAUCCAUCAUUUCAUGGUGGCCGAGGGGAAGCAGUGGCUGUGGAACCAGGUCAGGGUCCAGUUUGCUUUGAAGAAGUAGCAGUUUAUUUCACAGAUGAUGAGUGGGCGUUGCUGGAUGCUGACCAGAGAGCUCUGCAUAACGAAGUCAUGGAGGAGAAUUGUGGGCUCAUGGCUUUUCUCAGUGGUGAUAAAUCAGAAAUUAAGAACAAGGGAGACAACAACAAAAUCCCUUAUGAACGUUUGGGGUGUAGAGAUGGCUUCAGCCAGAGGUUCCACUCCACUUCCCAUCAAAGAAAUCCCACUGGGAAGAAAUUAUAUCAGUGCUCAGAAUGUGGAAAGAGCUUCAGUCAGAGCUCAAAUCUCACUUCCCAUCAAAGAAUCCAUACUGGAGAGAAACCCUAUCAGUGCCUGGAAUGUGGAAAGAGCUUUAAUCGGAACUCACAUCUCACGUCCCAUCAAAGAAUCCACACCAAGGAGAAGCCAUAUUACUGCUUGGAAUGUGGAAAGAGCUUCACUCGGAACUCCAAUCUUACUUUACAUGAAAGGAUUCACAGAGGGGAGGAACCAUUUAAAUGUAUGGAAUGUGGAAAUAGCUUCAAUUCCAAGAGAAGUCUCACUUCGCAUCAAAGAGUUCAUAGUGGGAAGAAACCAUAUCAGUGCUUAGAAUGUGGAAAGUGCUUCACCUGGAAGGAAAGUCUCACUUCCCAUCAAAGAAUUCAUACAGGGGAGAAACCAUAUCAGUGCUUGGAAUGUGGUAAGAGCUUUAAUACAAGCACAAACUUCCGUCGACAUCAGAGAAUUCAUAGUGGGGAGAAGCCAUAUCAAUGCUUGGAAUGUGGGAAAUGCUUUAAUACAAGCACAAACUUCCAUAGUCAUCAAAGUAUUCACCGUGGGGAGAAACCAUUUCAAUGUCAAGAGUGUGGAAAAAGUUUCAGUCGGAAGGAAAGUCUCACUUCCCACCAAAGGAUCCAUACUGGCGAGAAGCCAUAUCAGUGCAUGGAAUGCGGAAAGAGAUUCAGCCAGAGUUCCAAUCUCACUUCCCAUCAAAGAACUCACAGUGGGGAGAAACCGUAUCAAUGCAACAAAUGUGGGAGGAAGUUUAGCAGGAAGUCAAGUCUCACUAAGCACAAAAGAAUUCACACAGGAGAGAAACCAUAUAUAUGCUUGGAAUGUGGAAAGAGCUUUCGCCAAAUCACCCAUCUCACUUCCCACCAAAGAGUUCAUACAGAAAAUAAACCCUAUCAGUGCUUGGACUGUGGAAAGAGCUUCAGCCAGAAGUCAAGUCUCACUGCCCAUCGAAGAAUUCAUACAGGGGAGAAACCAUAUCAAUGCCUGGAAUGUGGGAAGCGUUUUAGUCAGGUCGCCCAUCUCACUUCCCACCAAAGAAUUCACACAGGGAAUAAACCAUAUCAGUGCAUGGAAUGUGGGAAGUGUUUCAGUCAAAGCUCCCAUCUCACUUCACAUCAAAGAGUUCACACCAUGGAGAACCCAUAUCAGUGCUUGGACUGUGGGAAGAGCUUCAGCCAAAAGGCAAGUCUCACUGCCCAUCAAAGAAUUCAUACAGGGGAGAAACCGUAUCAGUGCUUGGAAUGUGGGAAGCGCUUCAUUCAGAGGGUCCACCUGACUUCACAUCAAAGAAUUCAUACAGGGGAGAAACCAUAUCAAUGUUUAAAUUGUAGAAAGAGCUUUAAUUUAAGGGCAAACUUAUAUAAUCAUCAAAGAAUUCAUACAGGGGAAAAACCAUAUCAGUGCUUGGAAUGUGGAAAGAGCUUCAGUCGGAAGGAUAAUCUCACUUCCCAUCAGAUAAUUCAUACGGGGGAGAAACCAUAUCAGUGCUUGGAAUGUGGAAAGAGCUUCAGCUUAAAGCAGAAUCUCACUUCCCAUCAAAGACUUCAUAACGGAGAGAAACCAUAUCAGUGCUUGGAGUGUGGGAAGAGCUUCAGUCGGAGCCACCGUCUCACUUCCCAUCAAAGAAUUCAUUCAGGGGAGAAGCCAUAUCAGUGCUUGGAAUGUGGACAGAGCUUCCGCUGGAAAGAAACUUUUAUUUCCCAUCAAAGAACUCAUGAUGGACUUGCUAGCACCUCACAUUAGGACAGACAGAAAUUGGCAGAAGAACAAAGACUUCCUGGGAUCACCGAUGGAG
Messenger RNA from Zootoca vivipara (common lizard), 2798 nucleotides. The record is from RefSeq and is a predicted model, not a curated record. Lineage: Eukaryota; Metazoa; Chordata; Lepidosauria; Squamata; Lacertidae.